Molecule: messenger RNA, 393 nt
Organism: Eruca vesicaria subsp. sativa (arugula)
Lineage: Eukaryota; Viridiplantae; Streptophyta; Magnoliopsida; Brassicales; Brassicaceae
Source: the annotation of a GenBank genome assembly
AUGAGCCGAAGUUUGGGGAUACCGGUGAAGCUUCUCCACGAGGCGUCGGGUCAUAUAGUGACGGUUGAGCUAAAGAACGGCGAGCUCUACAGAGGAAGCAUGAUCGAGUGUGAGGAUAACUGGAACUGCCAGCUUGAGGAUAUUACCUUUACCGCUAAGGAUGGUAAGGUUUCACAGCUUGAGCAUGUCUUCAUUCGUGGCAGCAAAGUCAGGUUUAUGGUCAUACCAGACAUUCUCAAGCAUGCUCCAAUGUUCAAGCGCUUAGAUGCUAGAAUCAAGGGAAAGAGCGGAUCACUUGGUGUUGGCAGAGGUAGAGCUGCAAUGCGAGGAAAAGCUCCGGCUACUGGGCGUGGAAUUGGAGGAAGGGGAGCGGCACCACCUGUGAGGAGAUGA